CCCAUCGUGCUUCCUGACAUUCCGCUGGUGUUUUUUUUCCUUGGGUGUUUGGAUUUUUCUUUGUAAAACUACGCCUCGGUGGAUGAUUAAUCGUGAAUUAAAUUAGUGGUGUGGACACAAGAAAACACGCUCAACCAUGGCAAAGAUGGCUUUUCAGCACCAGGCGGGCACGGCGAUGGAGUGCCUGAGUAUCCCCAUCACGCUGCACAAGGAGCAGGACAUUGAUGAGGAAGGGCGUGAAAUCCUCAAGUGCGGCUUUAAGAUUGGGGGCGGAAUCGACCAGGACUACAAAAAGAGCCCUCAGGGAUAUACAGACAAUGGCAUUUACGUGACGGAAGUCCAUGAAGGUAGUCCGGCUGCAAAGGCAGGCCUUCGGAUCCAUGAUAAGAUCCUCCAGUGCAACGGCUAUGACUUCACAAUGGUGACCCACAAGAAGGCUGUCAGCUACAUCCGGAAGAAUCCUGUGCUGAAUCUCCUAGUGGCUCGCAAGGGAGUCACCUCUACGUAAUUCUGUGCCACAAAUCAUCAUUCACUCGCACUUUCCCACAAAUCCCCUCACAAACAUACAUUCUGCCAAAAGUCCUGCUCCCCAUUUUUCCUCCAUUAUUGCUGACUUGCAGCUCACUUUUUACACUCAUCAUUCCAAAUAUUUUAGAUAUUGCAUUUUAUGUGAUAAGAGAUUUUUUAUCAAAGUGUACGAAUUAUUAUUGAUUUUACAAACAAUUUAAAUACAUGUUUUCACAUGCCAUAACU
Molecule: messenger RNA, 753 nt
Organism: Phlebotomus papatasi
Lineage: Eukaryota; Metazoa; Arthropoda; Insecta; Diptera; Psychodidae
Product: tax1-binding protein 3 homolog
Exons: 2
Coding region: 137-508 (123 amino acids)
Biological process (GO): neurotransmitter receptor transport, endosome to postsynaptic membrane; neurotransmitter receptor transport postsynaptic membrane to endosome
Cellular component (GO): postsynaptic density; adherens junction; postsynaptic membrane
Molecular function (GO): protein binding
Source: RefSeq, a predicted model, not a curated record